Molecule: messenger RNA, 480 nt
Organism: Rhipicephalus microplus (southern cattle tick)
Lineage: Eukaryota; Metazoa; Arthropoda; Arachnida; Ixodida; Ixodidae
Source: RefSeq, a predicted model, not a curated record
AUGGGAGGCUACGGCGCUUAUGGUGGUUAUGGUGGUUAUGGUGGCUACGGUAGCGCCGGUCUCGGUGGUGGCCUAUACGGUGCUGGUGAGAUCGGCGCUGGUGAGAUCGGUGCUGGUGGGAUCGGCGCUGGUGGGAUCGGCGCCGAUGGGAUCGGCGCAGGUGGGAACGGCGCCAUAUAUGGCCGUGUUGACGCUGCUCUCCUCAGUGAUCCUGCUGCCACCGCGGGCACGAAUGACGAUAAUAGCACGACGGCAACAGCUGGCUUGACUGAUGAAUCUGGACACCCUGGCGCUGCUGCAAUUCCUGCCGUCCCCGGGGCUCCUGCUGUUCCCGGCGAACCUGGCGGUGCUACAGUUCUUGGCGCUUUAAGCAAUUCUGGCGUGGGUGGCGGUGCCAUGCCUGAUAGCAUUCCUGGCGAUGAUCUAUACGAAUACUAUCCUGAUUACAAUGAAACUGAAUACGAGACAACCACGGACUAA